Salvia splendens (bonfire salvia) is the source of this 648-nucleotide messenger RNA. RefSeq lists its product as uncharacterized. NCBI's taxonomy places the organism in Eukaryota, Viridiplantae, Streptophyta, Magnoliopsida, Lamiales, Lamiaceae. Gene Ontology annotation, cellular component: plasma membrane. The transcript has a single exon. The record is from RefSeq and is a predicted model, not a curated record. Gene Ontology annotation, molecular function: kinase inhibitor activity. The coding region runs from base 13 to 648 and encodes 211 amino acids.
UUAAUCAGACUGAUGGAGACCAAUCGCCGGGCGAAACGCAUCCCGUCCGGCGACAUGUUCUCGUUCCCGGUCAUAAACCAGGACGAGUUCGAAUUCGGGAGCGUGGCAUCCCCCGCGUCCCCGAACUCCCCGGCCGACCGCCUCUUCGCCAACGGGAAGCUUCUCCCGCACGCGUUCCCCGCGCAAGCGGGAAACGCCUUCUCCUACUCGUACUCGCGGUCGACCAGCCGCGCGAGUAGCAAGGACUACUCGUCGGUGAUGUCGUCGCGGAGCAACAGCACCAACAGCAGGACCAGCACCAGCAGCAGCGCCCGCACGAGCACGAGCGAGGCCUCGGAGAGGCGGCCGCUGCGGGCUCGUGACCAUCACUACUAUGGCGGCGGCGGCGCCGUCGGGAGGAGAGAGAGGGCUGUUAGGUCGCCGGUGGUGAUGAGCUGUCAGUAUCAGUAUGGGGCGUCGCGGCGGUGGCAGCUGAUCGCGGCGGCACCGGCGCUGAAGCAGCGGGGAUCGUCGUCGUCGUCAGGGCCGAGGAGGGCGAGUGAUCAGAGCGGCGCCGUUGCUGAUCGGAAAGGGGCGAAGAAAGCGAAAUCAAACUGGUUUAAGCGGUUUGUGAAUGCAUGCCAAGAGUGCCAUGCGAUUAAAACAUGA